Zygotorulaspora mrakii is the source of this 3675-nucleotide messenger RNA. It is a transcript of the gene SMC1, whose product is annotated as cohesin subunit SMC1. NCBI's taxonomy places the organism in Eukaryota, Fungi, Ascomycota, Saccharomycetes, Saccharomycetales, Saccharomycetaceae. Bases 1 to 3675 code for a protein of 1224 amino acids. The record is from RefSeq and is a predicted model, not a curated record. Gene Ontology annotation, cellular component: chromosome; nucleus; cohesin complex. The transcript has a single exon. Gene Ontology annotation, molecular function: protein binding; DNA binding; ATP binding. Gene Ontology annotation, biological process: sister chromatid cohesion.
AUGGGUCGACUUGUUGGUUUGGAACUUCACAACUUCAAGUCCUACAAGGGGACGGUACAAGUUGGUUUCGGUGACUCUAACUUCACCAGUAUUAUAGGUCCCAAUGGGUCAGGAAAAUCCAACAUGAUGGACGCGAUCUCAUUUGUUCUUGGGGUCAGAAGCAGUCAUUUGCGGUCAAAUAUCUUGAAGGAUCUAAUCUACCGUGGUGUACUGGAAGAAGAAGGCAGCACUGUCUCAAAUGGAGAGAAUGACGAUAAUAAUCCACAGUAUGCACACGUCAAAGCGUUCUACCUCAAAGGCAAUACCACAGUCGAACUCAUGAGAAGUAUAGCGAAAUCAGGAGACACAACUUACAGGAUGAAUGGGAAAGCGGUUAAUUACAAAAAAUUUGCAUCUUUUCUGGAGGACGAAAAUAUUCUCAUAAAGGCUAAAAACUUCUUAGUUUUUCAAGGUGACGUCGUUGCCAUUGCUUCUCAGUCCCCUUCUGACCUUUCGAACUUGUUUGAAGAAGUUUCAGGCUCCAUACAGUACAAGAAAGAAUACGAAUUGUUAAAGGAGCAAGUGCAAAGAUUGGCUCAGUCAGCAGCUGAGUCGAUCAAAAACAGGCGACGUGUUCAUGGUGAAUUGAAAACUUACAAGGAAGGUAUCCAUAAAAACCAAGAGUACUCUGAGAAGCUUAAGGAAAAAAAUGAGUUGGAACAGAAUCUAGCUUUAUGGCAAUUAUACCAUCUCGAACAGAAAAAGUCUGAACUCAACAACAACCUACGAGAGUUCAAAACAAAUAUGAAAGGAUUGAAAGAGAAAAUUGGCGACGAGGAGAAAAAUUUGACAAGAGCGAAGUCUUCGUAUACCAAGGAUAACACACUUGUUACCAAGCAAAAUAGCUAUCUUGAAGUAAAGGUGAAAGAAAGAGAGAAAGCGAAUGCUCAGUUGCUACCCAUCAAAUUGUCUGAAAAAGCUGAUAUGAGACGUGUGGCCAAUAUUGAAAAAAAAAAGGAAUCUUUACAGAAAGAUAUUGAAAGGCAAAGAUUUUAUGUUAACAAGUUCGAAAAUCAGCUGAAAGUUGUUACAAGGUCCAAGGAAACUUUUGAAAAGGAAUUGUCAGAUGCCUCCGGUAAUUUUGACAAGUACACGCUUACAGAGGCAGAUCUUAAGAUUUAUAAAGAGCUCAACGAGAAAUAUUUAAAUAGCGGUGGUUUCGACCUCGAGACUAAGAUGGCGCUACUUGAAAAUGAUAAAGAAGAGGUUCAGAGUGACAUAGAACUGGUAGAAAAAAGAUUAGCUUUAUCAAAAUCUAGAAUUAUGGAUGAAUUAAGUGAAAUUGGCGAAAGAUUGGAGUUACAAAUGACCGAAUUGACGACCAGUUUGAACGAAAAAAAUGCAAGCCACAAUGAGGACAUGAAAAAAUUGAAGAGACUGCAAUCUGAAAUAGAAUCAUCUAGUAAUAAGGAGUAUGACUUAAAUUAUAAGUUAAGAGAAACUUUGAUAAAAAUAGAUGACCUAAGUGCUUAUCAAAGAGAAACGAACAAAGAAAGAAAGCUUAGAGAGAAUGUUGCAACUCUCAAAAAAUUUUUUCCUGGCGUUAGAGGUCUUGUUUCUGAUCUUUGUCAGCCAAAAAAGGAUAGAUAUGCACUUGCUGUAUCAACAAUCCUGGGAAAGAAUUUUGAUUCCGUAAUAGUGGAUUCGUUAUCUGUCGCACAAGAGUGUAUUGCCUUCUUGAAGAAGCAGCGUGCGGGAGUGGUCUCGUUGAUACCAUUGGAUACUCUUGAUGCGGAAACACCUGUCCUAGCUAUACCUGACAACGACGGAUGUAUGCUUACAAUCAAUGCUAUCAAUUAUGACCAGGAAUAUGAAAGGGCAAUGCAAUAUGUUUGCUCUGAUUCUAUCAUUUGUGAUACCCUCACAAUCGCUCAAGACUUGAAGUGGAAUAAGAAAGUCAAGUCAAAAUUGGUAACCCUGGAGGGUUCAUUGAUACAUAGAGCAGGCUUAAUGACUGGUGGUAUUUCCAAAGAUAGUAAUAAUCGAUGGGAUAGGGAAGAAUAUCAAAGUCUGAUGACACUCAAGGAUCAAUUACAAGUGGAAAUUGAAGAGGUUUCAAAUUAUUCCAGAAAUAGUUCACUGGAGGCCAGAAACCUAGAGGGAAAUUUAUCGACAUUAAAUGGCGAAAUCUCCGAUUUGAGAACACAAAUAUCCCAACUGAAAAGAUCCAUUGAAGAGAACGAAACAGAGAUCAAAUAUCAUCAAAAUUUAAUCGGGAAAGAAUAUGAACCGAAGCAGCAAGGAUUGAGAGAAAAGGUUUCAAAAAUCAACGAAGCCAUCAGUCAUCUUUCAGUUGAAAAAGAAGACUUACAAAAAACUAUUUUUGAAAGCUUUACUUCAAGAAAAGGUUUCUCUAUCAAAGAGUUCGAAAAUCAUUCUGGCGAAAUGAUGAGACAGCAAAACAAAGAACUGCAAGAACUGCAGAGGCAAAUUUUGAAUAUUGAGAACAAGUUGGAAUUCGAGAAGGAAAGACUGGCAGCUACAGAAAAAAGACUAGAUAAGACCCAGAAUGAUCUCGUGAAAGUAAAAUCCGAACUUGUAUCUUUAAGAUCCAGAGAACAAACUGUGCAGAAAGACAUACAGAAACUCGAAGAUGAAGUGGAGACAAUUCGCAGCGGGAUUCAUGAUCUUGAGAGAGUUCUUGAUGCGAAACAAAAUGAUAUCAAUUCUACAGAUGAAAUCCUUGAUGAACAAAAUAAAAACUUUCAAUUAAUGAAAAAGGAAAGGGAUGACACUAAAGAUGAAAUUGAGAAAAUCAAUUUGGAAAGAGCUUGUCUGCUAAAGAAUUGUAAAAUCUCGAAUAUGAGUCUUCCAGUAUCUUCUGUAAUCGGAAUACAAGCGUUGCCAAUCGACAGUAUCGAUGAAAAUGCCAUUGAGAUAGCAAAUGAAAUCAGAAUUGGUUUUGAGACACUCCCAGAAAAAUACAAGGAAAGCAAUGCGGAUAGAGUCCAACGAGAACUAGAAAACAGUAUCAAAGAAAUACAAGUUACAUUGAGCGAAUUGCAACCCAAUUCAAACGCCACAGACAGAUUCACAGAAGCUCAAGUAAAAUUUGAGUCGAUCGAUCACGAAACUGAAAGACUGAAAAACGAAGAAAGAAAAGUGCUGGCACAAUUCUUGAAAGUCAAGAAGAAAAGGAAACAGCUGUUUGAAAGUGCUUUCGAAUAUGUGAGUGAUCACAUUGACCCCAUCUAUAGAGAAUUGACAAGAAACCCUAAUAGCACAAGCGAGUUGACAGGCGGUAGUGCCUCUUUAACUCUCGAAGAUGAAGACGAACCGUUCAAUGCAGGCAUUAAAUACCACGCAACGCCACCACUGAAGAGAUUCAAAGACAUGGAAUAUUUAUCUGGUGGUGAAAAAACUGUUGCGGCUCUUGCAUUGCUCUUUACCAUAAACUCAUAUCAACCAAGUCCUUUCUUUGUCUUGGAUGAAGUUGAUGCAGCUCUAGACACAGCUAAUGUUGAAAGAAUUGCUACAUAUAUCAGGAGACACGGGAAUAGUGAUUUGCAAUUCAUUGUCAUUUCACUGAAGAAUACAAUGUUCGAAAAAUCCGAUGCACUUGUAGGGGUGUACAGAGAGCAGCAAAUGAAUACCUCAAGAAUCGUUACGCUCAAUCUAGAAAAUUAUGCUAGUUAA